AUGCCAAGAUCAAAAAAUUUGAUGAAUCAAUCAAUCGAUUGGCAUACCGUAAAAGUGGAGUUGAGAAUAGAAUGGAGUCCUGAAGCGGUACCGGAAGAGAUCAAUAUGAGGAGAUGGAAGCAACAAAUGGCAUCGAUGGAUGAGAGGUCGGUCAGAGUGAACGGUUGGCGCCAAAACAUUGGAAGUUCCCAGGAGUGGACACGCCCACUGACAUAA
Molecule: messenger RNA, 216 nt
Organism: Acanthocheilonema viteae
Lineage: Eukaryota; Metazoa; Nematoda; Chromadorea; Rhabditida; Onchocercidae
Source: the annotation of a GenBank genome assembly